AUGGAUCCAAUCGAAUCUACUGAGUACAAUGGCUUCGAGAUCUCCAACGGUAGCUCCCACGUCGACCAUGGGUGGAAGAAAGUCGUGUACCCAAAACGCAAUCGGAAGCAGAAACCGGCGGAUCAAGCGGCGAAUGGCGCCGUUUCCGGCAAGACUGUCUCUAACGGAACCCAAUCUAACGGCGAUAACGUAUUCCGUUCGCUAGAGGAGCAAGCUGAGGAUCGAAGAAAACGGAUCCUCGCGGCGAAGAUGGCUGCUAUCGAUGCGGAGGAUGAUUCGGACGGUGCUGGCGCGGCGAGAUCCAAACGCCGAUCCAACGGUUACGGCGACGAGGUCGAUGAUAGCGACGAUGAGAUCGCGGCGAUAAAUGAGCAGAAUCUGAAGGCGGAGGCAGCUAAAAAGCCGAAACCCAAGAAGGAGAAGAAGCCGAAAGUGUCUCUGCCUGAAGCUGCGGCGAAGAUCGAUCCUUCAAAUCUCGAAGCUUUCCUCGUCGAAGCAUCGGAUUUGUACGCGACUCAACCGGAUAUUCAGCUAAUGAGAUUUGCCGAUUACUUUGGGAGAGCACUCUCCGGAGUAUCAUCUGUGCAGUUUCCAUGGGUGAAGAUGUUCAAAGAGUCUCCUUUGUCCAAAUUGAUCGAUGUUCCGUUAUCUCACAUUCCCGAGCCAGUCUACAAAACAUCGGUCGACUGGAUCAACAAACGACCAAUUGAAGCCUUGGGAGCGUUUGUCUUGUGGGCGUUUGACUGCAUUCUCACAGAUUUGGCAGCACACCAAGGAGGUGCCAAAGGUGGGAAGAAAGGUGCUCAACAACACACUUCUUCCAAAUGUCAGGUGGCGAUAUUUGUUGCAUUAGCAAUGGUAUUGCGUAGGAAACCUGAAGUGUUGACUACUGUAUUGCCGACUCUGAGAGAGAAUCCUAAGUAUCAAGGACAGGACAAGCUUCCUGUUGCAGUUUGGAUGAUGGCUCAGGCCUCUCAGGGUGAUUUAUCUGUCGGCUUAUAUGCAUGGGGACACAACUUGUUACCUGUGGUCGGUAAUAAGAACUGCAACCCGCAGUCAAGAGAUCUCAUUCUGCAGUUGGUUGAGAAAAUCUUGUCGAAUCCAAAGGCUCGGACCAUUCUUGUAAACGGAGCUGUUAGGAAGGGAGAGAGAGUGAUCCCACCUCCUUCAUUUGAGAUCUUGGUGCGGCUUACAUUCCCUUCUUCAUCCGCAAGAGUGAAGGCUACAGAGAGGUUUGAGGCAAUAUAUCCCUUGUUGAAGGAAGUUGCUCUUGCUGGUGCACCAGGAAGCAAGGCGAUGAAACAAGCCACACAUCAGAUAUUCACUUUUGCUCUGAAACUAGCUGGAGAAGGGAACCCUGUUUUAGCCAAGGAAGCUACAGGAAUCGCUCUAUGGGCUGUGACCCAAAACGUAGAUUGCUGCAAGCAUUGGGACAAUCUCUACAAGGAGAAUCUGGACGCUAGUGUUGCUCUUCUUAAAACGCUGGUUAACGAAUGGAAGGAGCAUUCCGUCAAGCUAUCAUCAUCACCGAGUGAUGCUCUCACUCUCAACCAAACUAUGAAGAGGUUCAGGCUUAAGAACGAGGAAGCCAUCACUGAAGGAGGAGCCAAAGCUUCUCUUUACAAAGAAGCUGACAAGUCGUGCAAAGUGAUCUCGGGGAGACUCUCACGUGGAAGUGGCUGCCUCAAAGGAACAGCCAUUACUGCUGUGAUUCUAGCUGGUGUGGGAGCCGCUGCUGCGGUUGUUCUGUCUUCGAACCCGGAGGCUGCAAACGAGCUGAGGAACCUGGUGAACUCUCUGGAGCUGCAACAAUACUAUAAUGCAAUCACCACAGCGUUGAAGAAUUAA
Messenger RNA from Thlaspi arvense, 1848 nucleotides. Lineage: Eukaryota; Viridiplantae; Streptophyta; Magnoliopsida; Brassicales; Brassicaceae. The record is from the annotation of a GenBank genome assembly.